This is a messenger RNA of Ficedula albicollis (Collared flycatcher), 2095 nucleotides long. RefSeq names its product fibromodulin (gene FMOD). Lineage: Eukaryota; Metazoa; Chordata; Aves; Passeriformes; Muscicapidae. Gene Ontology annotation, molecular function: protein binding. The coding region runs from base 16 to 1164 and encodes 382 amino acids. The transcript is spliced from 2 exons. The record is from RefSeq and is a predicted model, not a curated record.
GGUCCCUCCAGCGCCAUGCCUUGGGCCACCGCCCUGAUCGUGCUGCUGGCCGCGCUCUGCGGCUCCUCGCUGGGCCAGUACAACGAGGAGGAGGACCUGGCGUGGCUGCAGUACUACCUGCGGCAGUCCCGCGCCUCCUCCUACAACUACGUGCCCUACUACGAGGAGGAGAGCCCCGCCUACGCCUACUCCUACCCCUCGGCCACCGACAGCGAGCCCGAGCCCGAGCCCGAGCCGCAGCAAGCCGCGCCCUGGAGGUGUCCCCAAGAGUGUGACUGUCCCCCCAACUUCUCCUCGGCCAUGUAUUGCGACACCCGCAACCUGCGCUACCUGCCCUUCGUGCCCUCGCGGAUGAAAUACGUUUAUUUCCAGAAUAAUCUCAUCACCUCCAUCCAGGAGGGAGCUUUCGAUAACGCCACGGAGCUGGAGUGGUUGGCGCUGCACAACAAUCAGAUUGGGAGUGAAAAAAUGGGGAAGAGGGUUUUUGGGAAGCUGCAGCGCUUGGAGCGGCUCUACAUGAACAACAACAACCUGACCCGGCUGCCCAGCCCGCUGCCGCGCUCGCUGCGGGAGCUCCACCUCUCCUACAACCACAUCUCCAAGGUGCCCCCCAACGCCCUGGAGGGGCUGGAGAACCUCACGGCGCUCUACCUCAGCCACAACUUCAUCUUCGAGAUGGGAGCAUCCCUCAAGGGGCUCGGCUCGCUGAUCCUGGCGGAUCUGAGCUACAACAACCUCAGGAGAGUCCCCGACGGGCUGCCGGCCUCGCUGGAGCAGCUCUACCUGGAGUACAACUACAUCAACGCCAUCCCCGACGAUUAUUUCCAGGUGUCGCCCCGGCUGCUGUACGUGAGGAUGUCCCACAACAGCCUGACCAACCAAGGGCUCUCCGGCAACACCUUCAACAGCAGCAGCAUCCUGGAGCUGGACCUGUCCUACAACCGGCUGCAGAAAAUCCCGCGCGUCAACACCAACCUGGAGAACCUCUACCUGCAGGGGAACCGGAUCGACGAGUUCUCCAUCAGCAGUUUCUGCUCCGUGGUGGAUGUCAUGAACUACUCGCGGCUCCAGGUGCUGCGGCUCGACGGCAACGAGAUCAAGCGGAACGCGGUGCCCCCGGACGCGCCGCUGUGCCUGCGCCGGGCCACCGUCAUCGAGAUCUGAGCCGGCCCCCGCCACCCUCAGGACUUGUGCCCCCCAUUCCCAGGGGUUCCCUCAUUCCCGCUUUUCCAUCCGCCUCGGCUUCGCAGCAGCGCGAUUUUCCGGUUUUCCCGAAAUUUUCCCUUUUUUUUUCCCACUCAGAUCCCAGCUCUGGUCGCUCUCUGACCCCCAUCCCAAAAAGCGUUGUGCUCGCUGUCACCUCCUGUCCCGGAUUGGGGUGGGACACAGCAGGGAUGGGGCUCAUCCCACCUUGGGAAUCAGAAAAUCCCAAUCCCGAUCCCAAAACCGAUCCCAAACCCAGAUCUGGGCCAGCGAUAUCUGUAAGGAGCAUCCAAGGGGUUGGGAGCUGCAGGAGUGAAAGGGUUAAAGGUCUCCAGGCUGGAGGAUUCCUCAGUUUGGGACGAGGAGGAGCAAAUCCAUCCCUUCCCUUCAUUUUUCUCCCUUUUCCAUCAACCUGCUCCAGAAUUAAGGGUGAGAAAUCCUAAAGGAGAAAAAUCCUAAAGGAGAGAAGCCCUAAAGGAGAGAAGCCCUAAAGGAGAGAAGCCCUAAAGGAGAGAAGCCCACCCUGGGGUCAGAGGGAUGUGGAGGGAUCCCAAAUCUUCCUCCCAAACCCCUGGAUCAGGGCAGGAUGGGGAAAAUCAAUCCUGGUGCUGUCACCCCUGUGGUGUCACCCCCAGCAGGGGUAUCCCAAUUAAAACCCCAAAACUAAUCACAGAGCCACUUUGGAAUCCCCCUAAAAACCCCAAAUUCCCCAACUCCGGCUGAGUUCGAGGAGCGAAGGAGCAGCUGAGCUUUGGGGGUCACCGGGACCCUCCGCGUUCUUCCUGCAUGCAAAAAACGUUAAAAAAAAAAAACAACCCCAAAAAUCCCAUAAUUUCACCAGCGUGAACUCUAAACCCCAAACGCCAUCAAUAAAACCCUUCCAGUACCUGCA